UAUAGCUAGUAGUGAAAUUGAUUACUGUCUUGUAAACCGCUUGUUGUUGUUGUUUUGAAGAGGUCGCUUUACUCAGGUUGCACUGCAAAUGUACUGAGAAAUAGAACCACAGACUUCGGAUAACGCUGUAUUACAAGGAAAUAGAAACGAGUUCAUGGAUUGGCUGUAUAAAUGCUUGGCUAAACGCCGGGGCGAAAGAUAAUUGUGACUGGACUGGGGAUCGAAUGAACGGUAUUCAUAUAUAAUUGGGAAUUUAUGAAAGGGAUUUCCUCCAGCCCAUUUCUCCGUGAGUGAAUUAUCGAUCUCGAUGCAUUUACUAAACUGAUGAAGCUAAGUAUAUAUGACGCAGGGUGGUGUCCGAUCGUUGGGGAUCAUGUAUGACGUCAUCAGAAGUCAUUUAGUCAAUGCUAAAAUACGUAAAUUAAUAUGUUGUGGAUGUAUCAACGGUGCAAAUGAAUUGCGGUCUCUUUAAAGCGCAAGGAUUAUUGCUGAAAUGUACGACAUUUUAUUAGAAACUGAAUCGAGUUCAAUCGUCUCCUCUGCAUGUUCGCGCGACAGAAACUGGGAAGCACUUGGCACGGACUGCAUGAUGUUGUCGAUCGUUCACCCGUCUUAUUCUUCAUCAUGUUCAUUGUGAUAUAUAGGCAAAUAGACCUCGGAUAGAGCUAUAGACCGUUGUUAUUGAAGUCAUCUAUCCCGAAAUGAAGUCGUUGAGAAAUAAAAACUCUCUAUGCUGAACCAGCUUUAAAGAAAAUUCAGAUAGCUUAGAAGAAAUGAAGCAGUCGCCCAGGAACCCUGAUAUCAAAAUCUAUUACAUGUAAGUCAUGGGUCAAUAUUCAGAUGAUCUACAGUACAUAUAACUUGCGAGAAGGGACUGGUUUUACUCAUAGCGUUCUUGAAUAACCUCACUUCGUGAACUUUAAACUACAGAUGCUUCGUAUUUCGACAGCUACGAUUUCAACUACGAACAUGAUGUCGACAUCAAAUCUAGUGGAGAAUGAGACACUUGCAACGAUUACGGCUAUGGUUGUUUCCAAUCCUGCAGACCAUGGCGUAGUUCUCAGUUGUUCCUGGGCGGAAAAUGGACCAAACAGAACCCGGGUCGAAGAAACACUCAGUCCAUGGUUCGACGUGCAUGUCUACAUGUUUGCAUCAAGCUACGUGAUCAUGCUUUUCUAUGCAAUUUACGCCAUCAUUCAAGUCUUCAGGCGACAUCGUACUCGCAAGCGUCUCUCAGUAGCAUUGCAUGCUAUGAUUGCAAUGACAUCGUUGACGAGAUCGUGUUCGAUGUUGACUGACCCUUAUAGCUUACGAGGGAUCAUACCGUGUCCUUUGAACGUCAUCAUCUGGUCGUUGGGUUGGCCGGGAGUCGUGUCUUCGUACAGCAUCUUUUUCCUCGUUGCGCUUGAAACGACGAAUUUGGCGCCAGCAUCGCGACGAUUUCAACGAUUCUUAGUUCUCUUCGUCAUCAUUACUGUCAGCAUCGGGUACGUUCUAUUUGCGGAUCUCCUCGUCUCUUUCAUACCGAGCUCAAGCGUCGCCUUUAUCAUCUGCGAGUUCAUUUUCAUUGUCUGGGGUCUUGUCCUCACCUUCGGGUUUGUCUACGUCUGGUGGAAAAUACGGAAGAACCUCUCGGCAUCGUGUCCGAGGAACACCCGUGAACGACGGCGAUCAUCACUCAAUGGUUCAUUGGUCGCCGUUGCUAAAAACGAAGCUCGUCGACUUACUUGUCUCGUCACUAUUCUCAUCACCAGUGCGGUGAUUUGUCUCAUUUUAACACUGUCCCACGUUGGACUACUCAUCGGAACAUUUUAUAGAAGUUUCUUGGAUUUUGAAGCGAACCCAUUUCAAUGGAUUUUAUUUCAAACGGGUCAGAGGAUACUCGAGAUUGUUUUGUGUGUUCUUAUAGCAAUAGCCAUGUUAAAUUCAUCACACAAUCAUCAACCAAAGAAGAGUGAUCUUAACACGAACAGAGACACAAUUUUUAGAACAUCCGUUCCACAUGGAUUAGAUAACAGGGCGAUUGAUUGUUGAUAACCAAAUAAGAUUCAGCGAUGACGAAAGAGAAUAUUGUUUUUUCGCCAAACUUUUAUUGGAUGCUAUGCAUAGUGUAGCUUCUGUAGGUGCUCGGUAUCAUGAAACAUUUACCAGGGCCCCGUUGCAUAAAACUUUUGCCAGACUUAUUUUUGCCAUAGAAAAUGUCUGGCGAAAACCAUAUUUUUUGCCAGAGUUUCGAAAUCAGUCAAAGUUUCAUGGCAAAAAAAAUCCGGCAAAGUUUUAUACAAUGGAAAACUCCGGCAAAGAGUUUUUUUUGCCGUAGUUUCCUGAUUUUUUGCAGUAAAAAAACUCCGGCAAAAGUUUUAUGCAACGGGCCCCAGGUGCUGCGAUUUUAUUAUAUGAAUAGGGAAUGUUGGGGCACUAGGUCAACCCCUAAAGCACUUCCAAAUGCCAAAGACAAAUAGUUGCACUGAGUUGCGGGGUUCUAAAAAAGUUCCUCUUUGCUAUCACAAACUCUUGCUCUAUAAUUAUUGGCUUAUAUUGGUUUCAUUAUUUUGGUCAUUUGAAUUAUGAGAACAAAACUUUACGAUUCAAGGGGCGAUACCCCAGGAAAACAUAUUCGAGGGGCAUAUCCCAGUUCCUAAGGAAUGCA
Messenger RNA from Lytechinus variegatus (green sea urchin), 2650 nucleotides. RefSeq lists its product as uncharacterized. Lineage: Eukaryota; Metazoa; Echinodermata; Echinoidea; Temnopleuroida; Toxopneustidae. Bases 931 to 2034 code for a protein of 367 amino acids. The record is from RefSeq and is a predicted model, not a curated record. The transcript has 2 exons.